Messenger RNA from Ahaetulla prasina, 3891 nucleotides. Its product is annotated as zinc finger protein ZFP2-like. Gene Ontology annotation, biological process: regulation of transcription by RNA polymerase II. The record is from RefSeq and is a predicted model, not a curated record. The transcript has 8 exons. Lineage: Eukaryota; Metazoa; Chordata; Lepidosauria; Squamata; Colubridae. Gene Ontology annotation, molecular function: RNA polymerase II cis-regulatory region sequence-specific DNA binding; DNA-binding transcription factor activity, RNA polymerase II-specific. The coding region runs from base 62 to 2404 and encodes 780 amino acids.
GGCAAAGAGGUUCUGGUGGGGAGAAGGAGAUCCAGACGCGAUCCUGCCCGCUGAAGAAAGCAUGCCGAUGCCAGCCCGAAAGAGCAGGAAUUAUAGACAGAAGCGUGGAGUUUUGUUGGAAAAGAGAAAAGAAAUGGAGAUACAGUACCCAGCAGGCAAGGGACCUGGGAAAAAGAAAUGUAUGGAAAACUGGGGAGGAACCAGGCAGAAGAUCCUGAAGGAGAAAGCCAGCAGUUCGGAGGACCAGCGCAGGCUCUUCAGGAGCAUCCGGUACCAAGUCUCUAAAGGUCCCCGAGUGAUUUGCAGUCACCUUCACCACCUUUGCUGCCAGUGGCUGCAGCCAGAGAGACGCACGAAGGCUCAGAUGCUGGAUUUGGUGAUCCUGGAACAGUUCCUGGCCCUCUUGCCCCCUGAGAUGGAGAGCUGGGUGCGGGAGUGUGGAGCAGAGACCACUUCCCAGGCGGUGGCCGUGGCCGAAGGCUUCCUCCUGAGCCAGGCCGAGGAAGACAAGGAACAGGUUGAGUGGCUGGUCCCAGGGGUAAUGACGGAGCAUCUCGAGGAAGGCAGAAAUCGAGCACAUCCUUCCCAGCAGCAGCUUUUCCGAGGGGUCUCUCAGGAUGACCCAAAUCCGGACACUUCAAGAGGGAGUAUCACAUUGUCAUUGUCAUCUGUAGGAUUGUCUCCUUUUUCGGGUGGACCCCAAAGAGCAGCUGAAACUCCAGAACAAGAUCUUCAGUCCUUGGAGGAUCUUCAGUCCUUGGAGGAUCUUCAGUCCUUGGCUGUGUAUUUCUCCGAGGAAGAGUGGUCUCAGCUGGAUCCCGACCAGAAAGCCCUUCAUGGAGAAGUCAUGCUGGAAAUCUCAAGAAACGUCGCCUUUCUGAAUGUUAAUGGACAAGAUAAUGGAAAUGACAAGGAACCACGCCAAACAAUCAGUCAGAAGGAAGGAAAAGAGAAGAUUCAGUUGGAACAAAACCAUGGGGGGGAAAGCUUCAUUUUUCAGAACACUCCAGUUCAAGACUUUCUUGUUCAACAGGAUAACACAGGAGAAAGGGAGAAAAAUGCUGAAAUAUCAAAGGACAAAUCUGAUUUCAAAAAAGACUCUAGAAUUCACCUUAGAGAACAGCAGCAUCUGUAUCAGGAGGAUGAACCCUCUCGUACUCGGACUUUCACUCUUUCUUCGUGUGAAAGAAUCAAGCUGGGAGAGAAACCAUGCGAAGGUAUGGAACGUGGAAAAACCUUCCGCAAAGAGACUUCUCUAAAACGCCAUAAAAGAAUCAACUUGGAGGAGAAACCAUAUAAAUGCAAGUAUUGUGGAAAGAGCUUAGGUGAGAGGAAAUCCCUCAUUAUACAUGAAAGGAUCCAUACAGGGGAGAGGCCCUAUGAAUGCAAGGACUGUGGGAAAAGCUUCCGUGAGACUAAGUCUCUUGCUAUUCAUAAAAGAAUUCACACAGGGGAAAAGCCAUUCAAGUGCUUGGAGUGUGGAAAGAGUUUCCGCCACAAUGGAUCCCUUACUUCCCACAUCAGGAUCCACUCGGGAGAGAAACCGUAUCAAUGUAUGGAGUGUGGCAAGAACUUCAGAAGCAAGAGCUACAUCAUUUCUCAUAGCAAAGUCCACACAGGGGAGAAGCCGUAUAAAUGCAAAGAGUGUGGAAAAAGCUACAGUCGAAAUAUAUCUCUUAUUAUCCAUGAAAGAAUCCAUACAGGGGAGAAGCCGUAUAAAUGCAAGGACUGUGGUAAGAGCUUCCGUGAGAAUAGGUUGCUUACUGCUCAUGAACGGAUCCAUACAGGGGAGAGGCCGUAUAAAUGCAAGGACUGUGGAAAAAGCUACCGUGAAAAUAAAUCUCUUACUAUUCAUAAAAGAAGCCACACAGGGGAAACGCCAUACAAGUGCCUGGAGUGUGGAAAGAGUUUCCGUGAAAAUAGUUGUCUUACUAUUCAUAAAAGAAUUCAUACAGGAGAAAAACCAUAUGAGUGCUUUGAGUGCAGAAAGAGUUUCCGUCAUAGUGGAUCACUUACUUCCCACAUGAGGAUCCACUUGGGAGAGAAACUGUUUAAAUGUACGGAGUGUGGCAAGAACUUCGGAGGCAAGAGCGCCCUCAUUUCUCAUAGCAAAGUCCACACAGGGGAGAAGCCAUAUAAAUGCAAAGAGUGUGGAAAGAGAUUCCGUGGAAAUGGAUCUCUUGCUAUUCAUAGGCGAACCCACACAGGGGAAAAAUCAUACAUGUGCAUGGAGUGUGGAAAGAGUUUCCGUCAUAGUGGAUCCCUUAAAUUACAUAAAAGACUCCACGCAGGAGAGAAGCCAUUUGAAUGUACUGAAUGCGGAAAGAGCUUCCAGAGGAAAAAUCACCUGACUUCCCAUUCAAGAAUCCACUCAGGAUACAGAAAAAAAAGAGAAUUAAAAUGAGUCCAGUAUGCUGACGUCACAAACAAUCAAGAAUGAACAGAAGAAAGAGACAUUUGGAAAUAUUGUUCAGGGACCAAAACAAGUGAGAAAACUUCACGAAUGUGAGCAAGCAAUCCUAUACUUCUGAAUCUGCCAUUAUCCAGGUUGUUGUGACCAAACAGGAUCAAAAGAGAAUCAAAAAGGAAUUCCUACAGAGGAAUUAUUGAGUCUGUCAUUUGCACCUCUAUAACUGUCUGGUUCGGUUCUGCAACCCAACAAGAAAGACACAGACUUCAGAGGAUAAUUAGAACUGUAGAAAAAAUAAUUGCUACCAACCUGCCUUCCAUUGAGGACGUGUAUACUGCACGAAUCAAGAAGAGGGCCGUGAAAAUAUUUACAGAUCCCUCACAUCCUGGACAUAAACUGUUUCAACUCCUACCCUCAAAACAACGCUAUAGAGCACUGCACACCACAACAACUAGACACUAGAACAGUUUUUUCCUGAAGGCCAUCACUCUGCUAAACAAAUAAUUCCCUCAACACUGUCAAACUAUUUACUAAAUCUGCACUGCUAUUAAUCUUCUCAUAGUUCCCAUCACCCAUCUCUUUCCAUUUAUGACUGUAUGACUAUAACUUGUUGCUGGCAAUCCUUAUGAUUUAUAUUGAUAUAUUGACCAUCAUUUGUGUUGUAAAUGUUGUACCUUGAUGAACGUAUCUUUUCUUUUAUGUAAUAUGCACCAAGACAAAUUCCUUGUGUAUCCAAUCACACUUGGACAAUAAAAAAUUCUAUUCUAUUCUAUUCUAGAAUAGUUGUUUUUUUUUGAUGCCUUGAAUGGAAAUAUUCAAAGAUAAAUCAAACUUAUGACAAUGGUAUAAAACUGAGACUAGGGACAAUCAAUGUUGAUACAGAAAUCAUGGAAUUUUUUUCAAUUAAAGGAGUCGUUUUGUCAAAGAAUCCACACUGGAAAGGAAUAAUAUGAAUAUAGAAGUGUGAAAAGAGCUUCAAAGAAAGAGUGCCUUUUCAUAAAAGGAGCCACGGUGACAGGAGGUCCUUAAAAAUUUGUAGAAAAGAAAAUGCCAUUUCCAAGAAAUGGGACAAGGAAUAUUGCCUUUCUGCAGUGUGACAUAUCGGAACAUAAUCUGAAUUUUAAAAGUUUAUGUAUAUCAUUAAUAUUAAUGUAUUUAGAUUAAAUGGAUGUGAUAUGAUUUUUUUCUGGUGUGUAUUGUAGGGGGCACCAAACCCCCCCCCGUCCAUAAACUGGCACCAGUCCAUAGUAUGCCAGAAACCAGGCCAUGUAAACAAGCAAAAUCUAAUCCACGGGAUCCAGGCAGCACACAAAACCACGCCCUCUUGGUUCCAUGGAAGGAGACCGGUCCCUGGUGCCCAAAAGGUUGGGGGCUGCUGAUGUAUUGUAUCAUUCGUCAGGCAUAUCAGAAAUUGCAGAUGAGGCUUUGGAAGGUUUUGCAGACUCGUACUUCAUUUGUGCACUGGCUUGUGGCAAUCUUCU